CAAAAUGUUGCCCCGAUGUCGCUGUGGCUCAUCCGGCCCAAGCCCAUUUCCCCACCCCUCUCCGCCGCGAAGACACCGUCGUGCUCGUGCCAAGCCAACUCCUCGUCUUCGGCUCUUCGCCCGCCUGGUGCCCGCGCGGACUCGGUCUCGGUCAGUCCAGUCCACGCCCGCGGCGGCGAGUCGGCGGCCGCGAUGGACUCGAGGCCCCGGGAAGCCCCUGCCCCCGCCGAGCCUUCCGGCGGCGCGGCCCCGGCUGCGGCGAACGGCGAGGUGGAGAUCACGAAGCCCCGCAACGACAAGCGCGGGUACCGCCGCGUCGUGCUCCCCAACGCCCUCGAGUGCCUCGUCAUCAGCGACCCCGACACCGAUAAGGCGGCGGCGUCGAUGAACGUCUCGGUAGGCUACUUCUGCGACCCCGAGGGGCUCCCUGGGCUUGCACACUUCCUUGAGCAUAUGCUUUUCUAUGCUAGCGAGAAAUAUCCUAUAGAAGACAGUUACUCAAAGUAUAUUGCAGAGCAUGGUGGUUCAAGGAACGCCUUCACAUCUCGUGAACACACAAACUUUUUUUUUGAUGUGAACAAUGAUUGCCUGGAUGAUGCUUUGGAUAGGUUUGCACAAUUUUUCAUAAAUCCACUGAUGUCACCUGAUGCAAUUCUUAGGGAAGUUAAUGCUGUUGACUCUGAAAACCAGAAAAACUUACUGACAGAUAUUUUGCGAAUGAGUCAGCUCCAGAAACAUAUUUGCUUGGAGAGCCAUCCAUAUCACAAGUUUAGCACUGGAAAUCGGAACACUUUACUGGUUAAUCCAAAUAAGGAAGGAUUGGACAUAUUGGAAGAGCUUAUUACAUUUUAUAGUUCACACUAUUCAGCCAACUUGAUGCAACUUGUUGUGUAUGGGAAAGAGAGUCUUGACAACCUUCAAACCCUUGUUGAAAAUAAGUUCUCUGAUGUCAGGAAUACUGGAAGGAAACGGUUUUCCUUUUAUGGUCAUCCAUGUUCAAGUGAACAUCUCCAGGUCCUAGUUAAAGCAGUUCCCAUAAAACAAGGCCACACGUUGAGAAUACUGUGGCCAAUCACCCCAAAUAUCCAGCAUUAUAAGGAAGGUCCUUGCAAGUAUGUGAGUCAUUUAGUUGGCCAUGAAGGAAAGGGGUCUCUGUUUUAUGUACUAAAAAAAUUAGGAUGGGCUAUGAGUUUGAGAGCAGGGGAAGGUGAUUGGAGUUCUGUGUUUUCGUUCUUCAGUGUUGUUAUACGGCUCACAGAUGUAGGCCAUGAACAUAUGGAGGACAUUAUUGGACUGUUGUUCAGAUAUAUAACACUGCUUCAGACCUCUGGAACUCCUAAAUGGAUUUUUGACGAGCUUCUAACUAUCCGUGAGACAGGAUUCCACUACCGAGACAAGAGUCCUCCUAGCCAAUAUGUUGUCAAUAUUUCCUCAAACAUGCAGAUCUUUCCGCCGGAAGAUUGGCUGAUUGCAUCGUCUGUGCCAUCAAAGUUUUCACCAGAUGCUAUUCAGAGUAUAUUAAAUGACUUGACUCCAGAUAAAGUUAGAAUAUUCUGGGAGUCAAAAAAGUUUGAAGGGCAGACGAACUUAACAGAGCCAUGGUAUGGUACAUCGUAUUCAGUUGAAGCAGUCCCUCCUUCCAUCAUACAGAACUGGGUAAAUAGAGCUCCCAUGGAAGAUUUGCACAUACCAAAACCUAACAUCUUCAUUCCAAGUGAUCUUUCAUUGAAGAAUGUUGAGGAGAAGGGAAGUUUUCCUUGUAUGCUGCGGAAAACACUGUUUUCCAUAGUGUGGUAUAAGCCUGAUACGAUGUUCUUCACACCCAAAGCCUACAUCAAGAUGUAUUUCCACUGUCCACUGUCCCGUAGCUCUCCAGAAUCAAUAGUUCUUACUGAUAUGUUCACAAGGUUGCUAAUGGAUUAUUUAAAUGAUUAUGCUUAUGAUGCUCAAGUUGCUGGUCUUUACUAUGCUGUUAAGCCAAAUGACACUGGGUUUCAGAUAACUAUGGUUGGCUAUAAUGACAAAAUGAGAACCCUUCUGGAGACUGUCAUUGGAAAAAUUGCUGCAUUUGAAGUGAAGGUUGACCGUUUUGUUGUGAUAAAGGAAACUAUAACAAAGGCGUAUGAGAAUUUCAAAUUUCAGCAACCUCAUCAGCAGGCAUCGUACUAUUGUUCAUUGAUAUUAGAGGAACAAAAAUGGACAUGGGAUGAAAAACUUGCUGCAAUUUCUCAUACUGAAGCUAGUGAUCUAGAGAAAUUUUUGCCUCAUCUGCUGGGGAAGACAUUUAUUGAGAGCUACUUUGCUGGAAACAUGGAACCGGGUGAGGUAAAAGGUGUUAUACAGCAUGUUGAAGACAUCUUAUUCAAUGCACCAGUCAGUUUGUGCAAAGCAUUGCCCUCCUCGCAGCAUCUUACAAAGCGAAUUGUAAAGCUUGAAAGAGGUUUGAGGUAUUAUUAUCCAGCUUUAUGCCUAAAUCAGCAGGAUGAAAAUUCUUCCCUUCUGCAUUAUAUUCAGAUUCAUCAGGAUGACCUCAAACAAAAUGUUCUACUUCAGUUGCUUGCCCUUGUUGCUAAGCAACCAGCCUUUCACCAAUUACGUUCAGUUGAACAACUUGGCUACAUAACAUGGCUUAAACAAAGAAAUGAUUCAGGCGUCCGUGGCUUGCAAUUUACAAUCCAGUCAACUGUGAAGGAUCCAGCCAACCUAGAUGCCAGAGUGGAAGCUUUUCUUAAGAUGUUUGAAGGAACUCUAUACCAAAUGCCCGAUAUAGAAUUCAAGAGUGACGUGAAUGCUCUCAUCAAUAUGAAGCUGGAGAAAUACAAGAAUAUAAGAGAGGAAUCAGCUUUCUUCUGGCGAGAGAUCUCUGAAGGAACUCUGAAAUUUGAUAGAAAAGAGGCGGAGGUUGCUGCACUGAGGGAUCUCAAGAAAGAGGAGCUGAUUGAGUUCUUCGAUAAUCAUGUCAAAGUUAAUGCACCACGAAAGAAGAUACUCAGUAUACAAGUCUACGGCCGUCUCCACACCAACGAGUACGAAAAGGUAGUUCACGACGAGCCACAGCCGCAUUCCUAUCAAAUAACCGAUAUAUUCAGCUUCAGGAGGUCGAGACCUUUAUAUGGUUCAUUCAAAGGAGGUAUUGGUCAGAUGAAGUUAUAGGUCAACAUUUUUAUAUAUUUACAAAUUCCGAAAGAAUAAUCUCUGCGGUAAUAAGGAAUCAAAUGAUUAGCACCAGCGUUGUAUUUGGUUAUUUACUGAAAUCUCCUGUUGGGGAGAUGGUUGGAUUGUUAGUGUGGAUGAUUUAGCAUAUAUAAUUUGGGGAUUUUAUAGUUGGUUUCCAUUUGUGUAUGCAGCGAAAUUUGGCAUGUAAUUUCAUCUGUUCUUAUUUUUUUUAGACAAAAUUGCAUGUAUUUCUUUCGACA
This is a messenger RNA of Oryza sativa Japonica Group (Japanese rice), 3416 nucleotides long. Its product is annotated as insulin-degrading enzyme-like 1, peroxisomal. Gene Ontology annotation, cellular component: mitochondrion; cytosol. Gene Ontology annotation, molecular function: metal ion binding; metalloendopeptidase activity. Gene Ontology annotation, biological process: peptide catabolic process. The record is from RefSeq and is a predicted model, not a curated record. Lineage: Eukaryota; Viridiplantae; Streptophyta; Magnoliopsida; Poales; Poaceae.